AUUCCAAAAAACAAAAACACAAACAAAGAAUCCAUUAUCUACUCAAUCUCUCUCUUCUCUUAUCUCUGUCUCUCUCAAAACUAUAUAUAAAUGUGUUAAGGGUUUUUGAGAUUUUUAUACAUACACCCAAAGUCUUGAACAUUAUUUGUAUAAUAUAUAAAAUAGAGAGAGAGAGAGAGAGAGAGAGGGGGAGAGAUUGAUGGGGGAUUCAGGGAUGGUGGUGAUGGUUGAUGAGAAGGAAGAAAAAGAGAGAUUGAUUGAGGUGUUGGAUUUUGAUAUGUUAUGUUCAAGGGUGGCCAUGAAAACAAACCAAGGGAAAUGGAAUAAUAAUUUGCAACCACAAGAAGAUAGUUACUAUUAUGAAGAAGCAGAAGAAGAAAUGGAAAUGGAAAUGGAGUUAGGAUUAGGAGGUGGUGUUUUUAGGAUGUGGGAAGGUGAUCUUCUUGAAUGUUUUGAUGACAAACGUUUGCUUCUUCAAUCAUCAUUCUGCCCAUGGUAUAGAUUCGGUGAGAAUAUGAAACUGGCUGGUUUCGGUUCUUGUUUCUUUCAGGGAUUUGUUUACAUAAUAUUAGCUACGAUUGCUCUUUGCAACUUUGUUGCAUUUGCUGUCACGAAGAAGCAUUGUUUCUUGUAUCUCGGGGUUGCUUUUGCACUCUUCCUUGGAUCAUAUGUGGGAUUUCACCGCACCAAAAUGAGAAACAAGUUCAAUAUCAAGGGAAGCAGUAGUUCUUUGGAUGAUUGUGUAUCCCAUCUCAUAUGCCCUUGUUGCACCUUAGCUCAGGAAUCAAGAACACUAGAAAUGAACAAUGUUCAUGACGGUACUUGGCAUGGUCGAGGUGACACAAUGUGCAUAGGAACAUACGUUGAGGGUGUCAAGGCCUUCGAGCUAAUUCCACCAACGAGCAUUUCAAUAGAGUCUCCAAAACCUUAAAUCCAGCCCCUCACACAAAUUACUGCCGCAAAUCUUGAUACUGGGCAGGGAUCUUUUCCUGACAAGCUCAAAAUUUUGGAUAGCAACAAUUAGAGGCCAUUGUUGUUGUAUCGAUCAAGAACGUCACCAUUGCCCGCCCCCUGUUAAAGAAAACGAGUGAAAAAAAUGUAUGUGAUGAGUUUGUAUAGUUUGAAAGCCUGAAAGGUCAUGCAAAAGUGCAAAACUGUGAAAAAGUAAUCUUUGCAAGUUAGUUUGACCAAAUGUUUCGACAUGGAGUGUGAUACUUGAUACGUUUGGUUGUGUAUCACUCAUAACGGUAAUACGAUACAUUCCACUUUUAUAUAAAAACGUAUUACGUACAUAAUA
Messenger RNA from Erigeron canadensis, 1297 nucleotides. RefSeq lists its product as uncharacterized. The record is from RefSeq and is a predicted model, not a curated record. Lineage: Eukaryota; Viridiplantae; Streptophyta; Magnoliopsida; Asterales; Asteraceae. The coding region runs from base 200 to 931 and encodes 243 amino acids. The transcript is spliced from 5 exons.